Pieris macdunnoughi is the source of this 294-nucleotide messenger RNA. The record is from the annotation of a GenBank genome assembly. NCBI's taxonomy places the organism in Eukaryota, Metazoa, Arthropoda, Insecta, Lepidoptera, Pieridae.
AUGAAGAUGUCGUUUCUGCAUGCGGCAGCAGCGCUACUUACGGCGUUGCUGCUGCUUGUGCAGAAACACGUCCUGGCCGCAAUUUGUUCGAAAAGCUUCAAGUACCGACACACACUCGGAUAUGAAAACCAUUAUAUAGAGAACGAAAGUUGCUACAAAAGACCCAUCACUUCUACACAGAAAAUUACAAAAUGUUCACGUAACUUUUCACUCUCCGAAAGUCCUAAAUAUAAAAAGGAUCCAGAAAUUCACGUUGAUAAUGAAGGGAUUGCUCAGCAGCCUUAUGAUGAUUAA